Gossypium arboreum is the source of this 3726-nucleotide messenger RNA. RefSeq names its product 2-oxoglutarate-Fe(II) type oxidoreductase hxnY-like. The record is from RefSeq and is a predicted model, not a curated record. The coding region runs from base 291 to 1208 and encodes 305 amino acids. The transcript has 18 exons. NCBI's taxonomy places the organism in Eukaryota, Viridiplantae, Streptophyta, Magnoliopsida, Malvales, Malvaceae.
CUAGACCCUUUGCUCGUUCAAUUCUGCUGCAACCAGCCUAGUGUUGAGUAUCCUAAAGUAUACACCCUAAAAAAUAAAUUGUAUUGGAGGAGGGUUUUGCAGACUAGUGUUUUAAAAGCAUUCUUUAAUACAAAAGUGGGAGGUUAAAAACAGUAUCCCGAUUUGAUUUAUCUAAUUAUACCCGAAGACAAAAAGAAGAUUAAAUUAUCCAGCGAAGUAUUUAUUUUGAUGAUAUUGAUAAGAGGCAGAGCAAAGUAAGUCGCAGCAGAAAAGGAGUAAAAAAAAAAAAUAUGCCUGACGCUCUUCAAUUUCCCAUCAUUGACUUGUCAUCCCCAGAUCGCUUCUCAAUCGCCAACUUGAUCCGUCAGCGAUGCGUUGACCACGGUUUCUUUUACCUUGUAAAUCAUGGGGUUGAUGAAGAAUUGAUUAGCAAAGUUUUUGAGCAGAGUAGUAACUUCUUUUCACUCCCCAUUGAAGAGAAGAUGAAGUUGGUGACAAAGAAUCACAGAGGUUAUACGGCACUUCAUGCUGAAAAGCUUGAUACUACUUUAACUACCAGAGGUGACUCUAAAGAAAGUUUCUAUAUCGGUCCACUAACUGAUGACCUCAAUCAAUGGCCUUUAGAAGAAGAUCUGCCAUCGUGGAGAUGCACAAUGGAGACUUAUCACCAAAAGCUGCUGUCUUCUGUGACGAAAUUACUUUCUUUAAUAGCCCUGUCCCUAAAAUUAGAAGAAGAUUUCUUUGAAAAAGUGGGUGCCCUUAUUGAACCAUUGGCAUUUAUUCGUUUAUUACAUUAUCCAGGAGACUUGAACUCUUCAAGUGAAGAAAUAUUUGGUGCUUCUGCUCAUUCAGAUUAUGGAAUGGUCACUCUUCUGGUCACAGAUGGUGUUCCAGGGCUUCAGAUUUGCAGGGAGAAAUCCAAGCAACCACGAGUUUGGGAGGAUGUACCAAGCAUGAGUGGGGCAUUCAUUGUUAACAUCGGUGACAUGAUGGAGGGGUGGACCAAUGGUUUGUUUAGGUCGACACUGCAUAGAGUGCUUCAACCUAGACAAGACCGCUACUCUGUUGCAUUCUUUACAAAUCCUAGCAAAGACUGUAUUGUGGAAUGUUUGGAAAGCUGUUGCACCGAGUCUUGUCCACCAAGAUUCCCACCCAUAAAAGCCAUAGACUACCUGGAAGAGCGUGUUAGGCUUACAUAUGGCUUGUAGUUGAAGUUAUGCAUCAAUUUUUACAGAUUAUAUUCCAAGUUCCUUUCUGCUAAUAAAUUGCAAACAUUGUAAUCUGUACUUUUGCAGCUACAGAUAAAUGCAGACCUCUGCAAAGAUACUGUAAUGUAAUCAGCAGACAGAUGACAUUGAAAAAUAGUAGAAACAGAACCAGAAAACAUGUAGUAUCUAGUAUGCUUGUUUUAUGUGUACUUUUUGGUAUCAAGUUCAUUGCAAUUUGAGUUGAGUUACGUAUGAAUAGUAAAAGGGGAUCUGAUUCUAAGAAUCUUGGUGUCGUGGAGGGUAAAGUGUUGAGCUGACGGUUCAGUUGUAUUAUGAGUUGUAACUAAAAGAAAUCUUGAAACUAGAACAUGGAAAUAGACGAAUUGAUCCUCUUCUUACAUUUGUGUGGCUUGUCCAAGGAGUUAAUCUACUAUAAUUCACGUUUGUGCUUUUUCUAAAGGUGCCUGUGAAAUGAUUAUAUCAACGAAUUUGAUUCGAGAUACUAGUGGGAUUAUCCUAGAUUUUCCAAUGAACCCAUUUCAGCAGAGUUAGUUUAAAGAUGAUUUAAGGUGAGAUUGAUCACUUAUGACUGCUUGGAAAACAAGUUACCCUAAAGAAAGUUUCUAUAUUGGUCCACUAACGGAUGACCUCAUUCAAUGGCCUUUAGAAGGUAUUUAUGAGCAUCUUAAGAAAUUUUAAUUAACUUAUACUAAGUUGUUAUUUUGGCUUGGAAAUUGCAGAACUGCCAUCUUGGAGAAGCGCAAUGGAGACUUAUUAUCAAAAAAUGCUAUGACUGUGAGAAACAUCAAUUUAAAAUAUUUAGUAUUUAUCAGCACAUCCUAAAUUGAAAUCUAAAAGAGGGUAUGAAUUUCUAUAGUUUUUUCAUGUAUUUGGAGUUGGAGGGUCUUUGGUUGGUUAUAUUCCAAUACUUAUGUCUAAAUAUGUGUGGAAUUGCACAUAUGUUCAUCAUGAGUGACAAAGUUAACACAUUUUCUUUCUUAAAUGCAUGGAUAUGGCUUGUAGUUGAAGUUAUGCAUCAUUCCAAGCUUAUUAUUUCUGCUAAAGAAAUUGCAAUCAAUACUUUCGCAGCUACAGAGAAGUGCAGGACUUUGCAAAGAUACUGUAAUGUAAUAAACAGAAGAUGAAAGUGGACAAUGGAAGAAACAGAACAACAAUAUAUUGUCGUUUUCUUUCUUUCUGACCAACAUCAAUUUAAAAUAUGUAAACUUGGUUUUUUUAAGGUAGGUUGAUGUAAACACGUUAAUACUUUUUCAAAGCAAAGCAAGUUGCAGCAGAAACCCCCACAAAAAAAAUGUGCGACGCUCUUCAACUUCCCAUCGUUGACUUGUCAUCCCCAGAUCGCUUCUCCACCGCCAACUCGAUCCGUCAGGCAUGCAUCGACCACGGUUUCUUUUACCUUGUGAAUCAUGGGGUCGAUGAAGAAUUGGUUAACAAAGUGUUUGAACAGAUUAGCAAGUUUUUUUCACUUCCAAUUGAAGAGAAGAUGAAGGUGAUCAUAAAGAAUUACAACGGUUAUUCGCCACUUUUUGCUGGAAAACUUGAUACUACUCUAAGUACCAAAGGUAGUUUAUGUAUUUUCGUUAUGUUUCUGGUUUAAUGUAAAAGGGUGAUUUUAGGUCAGAUUGAUCACUUUUAACUGCAUGGAAAACAGGUGACUCUAAAGAAGGCUUCUAUGUUAGUCAACUAGCUGGUGACCUCAAUCAAUGGCCUUUAGAAGGCAUGUAUGAGUAUCUUAUAUAACAGUUGCUUUACAUAAGAAAUUUAAUUGAGUUAGAAUGUCAGAUGGUCUUUUGGCUUGGAAAUUGCAGAGGAUUUGCCAUCUUGGAGAAGCACAAUUUAAACUUAUUAUCAACAACUACUGUCUGCUGGGACUAAAUUGCUCUCCUUAAUUGCCCUGUCCCUGAAAUUAGAUGAAGAUUUUUUUGAAAAAGUGGGUGCCUUUAAUGAACCAUUGGCAUCUCUUGGUUUAUUACAUUAUCCAGGGGAGGUGGAUUCUUCCAAUGAGGAAAUAUAUGGUGCGUCUGCUCAUUCAGAUUUUGGAAUGCUCAAUUCUUUUGGUCACUAAUGGUGUACCGGGACUUCAGAUUUGUCGGGAGAAAUCCGAGCAACCGCAGGUUUGGGAGGAUGUGCCAAGCAAGAGUGGGGCAUUCAUUGUUAACAUUGGCGACAUGAUGGAGAGGUGGACCAAUUGUUUGUUUAGGUGGCAUUCUUCUUAAAUCCUAGCAAAGAUUGUAACGUGGAAUGUUUGGAAAGCUGUUGCAGUGAGGAUUGCCCUCGAAGAUUCCCACCCAUAAAAGCAUUGGACUACCUGGAAGAGCGCCUUAGACUUACAUAUGGCUUGUAGUUGAAGUUAUGCACCAUUUUCACAUAUUAUAUUCCAAGCUAUAGAGAAUUGCAGGCCUUUGCAUAGAUACUGUAAGUAAUAAACAGACAGGUUAUUUUUAUUCUAAGAACAACACCAUCGUAAUAAACAGAUAGGUUAUUUUUAUUCUAAGAA